Orycteropus afer afer is the source of this 2379-nucleotide messenger RNA. RefSeq names its product sushi domain containing 5 (gene SUSD5). Lineage: Eukaryota; Metazoa; Chordata; Mammalia; Tubulidentata; Orycteropodidae. The record is from RefSeq and is a predicted model, not a curated record. Gene Ontology annotation, biological process: Notch signaling pathway; cell adhesion. Gene Ontology annotation, molecular function: hyaluronic acid binding.
AUGGAAGAGCUUGGCCUCUCAGACGGCGCCACCUUCUCGUCAAGGGUCAACCAGACGGGUGGGGGUUCGCUGCAGCCUGUUCUCUGUUCUCCCCGCCUUCCCGCGCCCUCACCCUCCGCCCCAGCGCGCCCAAGAAGCGCGCAGUCUGUCGCAGCCACUUUUGGCAUCGAGGCCUCCAGGUGCCCAGCGCGAAGGCGGAGCCCUGCUGCAGCCGCCUCCUCGGCGCCACAGAGAAGACCCCCCCCCCCGCCUCCCAUCCGCCCCCCAGGAGAUUGUCUGCCCCAACGCCGCGGCCGGGUCGUCCCGGGCCUCCCUGGUUUUCCGCGCUCCUCCCUCUCCGCGCGCCGGGCGCGAAGCCUGCGAGGCGCCAGCAAAGCGCAGCGCGUAGCGCCGAGCGGCUCACCCUGGGCAGUUUCUCCCGCAGCUCAGAGAGCAACCAGAGCCCGCACCCGAGCAGGCGGGCCAGUGGACAGCCGGACCAUGGCUCCCAAAGGACUCGGCUCUCGUGCCCCGGCGCGCAGCCGCUUACCAGGACUCUGGGCAGCGGCGCUGCUCCUGUUCGGUCUGCCGCGCCUCUCCGUGCGGGCGGAUGGGAAGCUCUUUGUGCUGGAGUCUCAGAAUGGCUCUCAGGGCCUGGCACUGGAGGCAGCUCGGCUUUCCUGUAAGAGUAGGGGUGCCCACCUUGUGUCUGCAGACGAGCUGCGGAGAGUGGUCCAGGACUGCACCUUCUCAGUGUGCACCACAGGCUGGCUCGCAGACGGCACCCUUGGGACAACCGUGUGUAGCAAGGGGAGUGGUGAGCAGCAAAGCAUGAGAGCUGUCGAUGUGAAAAUUGAGAGCAACCCAGUUCCUGGUGGCACCUACAAUGCCCUUUGCAUUAAAGAUGAAGACAAGUCCUGUGGAGACCCGCCUUCAUUCCCACACACCAUCCUGCAGGGACGCACCGGCUUGGAAAUGGGGGAUGAACUGCUAUACGUGUGUGCCCCGGGCCACGUCACGGGCCAGCGUGAGACUGCCUUCACCUUAUUGUGCAAUAGCUGUGGGGAGUGGUAUGGCCUGGUGCAGGCCUGCGGGAAAGAUGAGGCUGAGGCACAUAUUGAUUAUGAAGAUAGUUUCCCUGAUGACAGAUCUGUGUCAUUCAGAGAGCUCAUGGAGGAUUCCCGGACAGAGGUAGAGGUGGAUGGCGAUCAGAGAGAAGCUUCUGAGGAAGCUGCUAAACAGGACCGCCUGGUCUCUAUUUCUGUGGAGAGUGAAAACAAAGCCCACGAUAAGACUUUUGUUCCAACCACUGGCUUGUCCAGUGCUGGGAGCAUUGUCCCCACGGACUUGCCAGGAUCCCGGCUAAAACAGAAGUAUCUUUUCUGGUUACCCACUGAUACUGUCCACAAGCCUGAAUUAGAAAAAGAGAUAGAUGAUGACACCAAAGAACAGUUUCCUGCUGGAGACAACCAGAGUGAUGUGAAAUUGAGCCCAGGUGAACCUGAAACCAAGGUGAUCUAUAGCAGCACUGAGGGCCCCUCAGGGUCAUCUGUGGGCAGGAAUGACAGCAAGGCAGGGGAUCAGAUGGUGAGCAGCAGUGAUGAGUCCUGGUUAGAUGGCUACCCUGUGACUGAUGGGACCUGGAAGAAGAUAGAGGCAGAAGAUGAAGAAGAUGGAGAUGGGUUAGAUGAGUCAGUGGGACUGGAUGAAAGUAUUCUAGUUACUCCAGACCAGUCCAUUCUUGUGGAAGUUAAGAAGCCUGGGAGUACUGUCCUCACACCAAGUGAGGAUAUGACCGUGACACGUCGUUCAGUUCUUCCAUCUCAAAUGCUGGAUGUGGAGGCUUUGACUCUCAGAACCAUGAAUGUGUCUGAGACCGAGGACUCCAGCAAGGAGGAUGCUGAUAUGACCAGGUACCAGUCAACAGUACCUUGGAGAUUUGCCACAGAGAAGUCUCCCAUGGCCACUCUAUCCUAUGCACUCACCAACUCUACCUUGGACUCAGUAACAACCACUGUUCAGCAGAUGCCUGACCACAUCCCCACAACUAUCAUGGCAGCCACCCAACUGCCAAUGGAAACUACUGCUCCUGAGGUCCAGGAUAGCUUCCCAUACCUGCUGUCUGAGGACUUCUUGGGACAGGAAGUCCCUGGCCCAGGUACAAGUGAGAAGCUUCGUCCAACCUUAGAGCCAUGUGUGGGGGAUGAGUGUCCCAGCUUCAGCAGAGGCCCUGUGAUCGCCACCAUUGUCACUGUCCUUUGCCUGCUGCUGCUCCUGGCAGGCGUGGGAGCAGUGUGGGGUUACCACAAGUGCCAGCACAAGAGCUCCAUGUACAAACUGAAUGUUGGCCAGCGGCAGGCCCGGCACUACCACCAGCAGAUUGAAAUGGAGAAGGUCUAA